ACCAUGUCGUCUCAUAAGACUUUCAGGACCAAGAGAUUCCUGGCCAAGAAACAGAAGCAGAAUCGGCCCAUUCCUCAAUGGAUUCGAAUGAAAACCGGUAAUAAGAUCAGGUACAACUCCAAGAGAAGACAUUGGAGAAGAACCAAGCUGGGUCUGUCAGGAGCCCCCUGAGG
Molecule: messenger RNA, 173 nt
Organism: Echinops telfairi (small Madagascar hedgehog)
Lineage: Eukaryota; Metazoa; Chordata; Mammalia; Afrosoricida; Tenrecidae
Product: 60S ribosomal protein L39-like
Exons: 1
Coding region: 4-171 (55 amino acids)
Biological process (GO): translation
Cellular component (GO): ribosome; cytosolic large ribosomal subunit
Molecular function (GO): structural constituent of ribosome
Source: RefSeq, a predicted model, not a curated record